AUGACACCUCGCUGGUUUGGACAGGAAGAAGUCAGCCCAGGCGUCGUCAUUGAACUCGAAAAGCGAUGGCGCGUGCUGAGCCAGAAGGAGGAGCAUGAGUUUCAGGGCAGCGAACAAGACGAUCCUCGGUGGAGUGGGCCAUCGUACGCUUGCAUUCAGCUCAAUGUACAACAAGUGGGCUCUAGGAUCACUCCCCCAGUAAAUGGAUACAUGAGAAUCUACAAGCAAAUUCCUACGGAGGAGACUGUAGCUGACCGGCCCAAGGUCCGGGCACAGCAAGCUAAAACUGUUGUUCCACCUGAACUUGGAGCUUACCGCCAGCUAAUGGACAAGGGCUCGUGGAAACUCUUCGGUGUUCGUAUGUGA
Aspergillus vadensis CBS 113365 is the source of this 366-nucleotide messenger RNA. RefSeq lists its product as uncharacterized. The record is from RefSeq and is a predicted model, not a curated record. Lineage: Eukaryota; Fungi; Ascomycota; Eurotiomycetes; Eurotiales; Aspergillaceae. Bases 1 to 366 code for a protein of 121 amino acids. The transcript has a single exon.